CUUUCUCCUCCCUUUUCUCUUCAGGAACGUUCGGGUCCAGUCCAAUUCGAAAAGGAUACCUCGGACCCCUUUGCGAUCGAUGCAUUCUUGGACGAUGCGAAACGAGGUACGAAGCGAUCAGGAAUCGAGACCGCCAGCUCUUCCCGUGCGAAGCGACAGAAGGACGAAGAUGACUGAACGCCGGCAUGAGCUUCGACGCAUCGCUUUCGGUGUUUUGGAGCUUUGCAUCAGCAAAAUGUCUCACGGCUCGAAUCGCUCUCGCCACACUGUUGCUAGCUAUAUCAAUCUAUUGCAUUUCCAACAUGACCUUUGCCCCAUUCAUUCGUUGUCUUGCAACGCUCGCAAUGCUUCCAAUGCGCUGGCUCCACGCGCGUAGCGCGGAUGGGUCUUCCUGCGAGCCCGCAAAACAGGCUUCUUUGUUUCUUUCCUCAAAAAGUGGAGUGGUGACGUUGCUUCGAGCGGGAAUGCUACGUGUUGCUCCUCAAAUGGAGAGGCGGCAGCCUUCUCAGACAGAGGGCAGGCGAUCCCUAAUGAGCUGCGAAUCGCGUGCAGCAUGGGCCGGUGGACUUGGCACUGAGUGCCCUCCGAAGUGCAUCUUGCACGCGCGCGGCCCUCCAGACGAACGUCAAGGUUAGCGUCGGCGGAUCUCAGCUUGGGCGCUCGCAAUGGCAAGGCCGUAGCGAAUCGUGUCGAGCACUGCGAGCACAUUCGCCAGUGCUGAUUCUAGGUCCGUGGUGCUGCGAAUGCGCAUGGCGUGGCCC
Molecule: messenger RNA, 761 nt
Organism: Ceraceosorus guamensis
Lineage: Eukaryota; Fungi; Basidiomycota; Exobasidiomycetes; Ceraceosorales; Ceraceosoraceae
Exons: 2
Coding region: 186-635 (149 amino acids)
Source: RefSeq, a predicted model, not a curated record